AGCAACACCUGUUUGCAGAUGGGAAUCGGUUAGGUUUUAAUAUAACAGUGACAUUCGACGUGUUUAAAUGUGAAAUACUGUAAAUAAGCAAUAGUAGCCUACCAUAUUAUUAUUUCUAUUAGAUAAUUCGUUUGCACUCGCUUUCUGCCAGUGGCCCGAGUGAGUUAAAAUUAAACUGCAUUGCCCAAGUGCGCGCUCACACACCGACUCCCUCAUUUCAGCUCGCGCGCCUAGACGCCGCGUGUCAGAAGUUGAACAGCGCUGCAUCUCCGUAACGCGAGGAACUGCAAUAAACAACCUUUCCUGAAAUCCCAAACUAAAGCCCGGAAUCAGAAAAUGACAACUAAAAAGCAAAGUUUAUUGAGAGAGGCGUCUCAUCAGAUCAUUGCGGGUGGAUCAGCAGGUCUUGUGGAGAUUUGCUUGAUGCACCCAUUGGAUGUUAUGAAGACCAGGUUUCAAAUCCAAAGAGGGAAAGGUGACCCAAAUAGCUAUAAAGGCCUUGGAGACUGUUUCAGAACUAUAUAUCGCACUGAGGGAGUGUACGGCUUCUACAAGGGAAUCCUUCCCCCAAUUUUGGCCGAGACCCCAAAGAGAGCAGUGAAGUUUUUUACCUUUGAGCAGUACAAGAAGCUGUUGAGCUUUACUCCUUUAUCACCCGGCCUGGCUCUAUCUGUGGCUGGCCUGGGGUCAGGGUUAACCGAAGCACUGGUUGUAAAUCCAUUUGAAGUAGUGAAAGUGAGCCUACAGGCCAACAGGGAUUCAUUCAAAGUGCAACCCUCUACGUUCGAACAGGCCAGAACUAUUAUAAAAGCAGACGGCUUUGGCCUCCGUGGACUUAAUAAGGGCCUGACCUCCACCCUCGGACGGCAUGGCAUUUUCAACAUGAUCUACUUUGGUUUCUACUUCAACGUUAAAGAUGCCAUACCUGCCAGUCAGGACCCUCGACUGGAAUUCGUGAGGAAAUUUGCCAUCGGUUUGGUUUCAGGAACAGUCUCGUCCUGUGUGAACAUUCCUUUUGAUGUCGCUAAAAGCCGUAUACAGGGUCCUCAGCCUGUUCCAGGGCAGAUCAAGUACCGUAGCUGCUUUCAGACCAUGGGCCUUGUGUACCGUGAAGAAGGAUAUCUCGCCUUAUACAAAGGACUGAUACCCAAGAUAAUGAGGCUUGGACCAGGAGGCGCAGUUAUGCUGCUGGUUUAUGAAUAUGUAUCUGGCUGGUUGCAGAAGAACUGGUGAUAAUCUGCGCAUCACCAUCAGUCUUUACUCCAUCGUCCCCCAGGUCUAUCAAACAGCAAUCACACUACCAGUUCAUCAGACAUGUGACAUGUAGACUCUCCAUAAUGCUUUACAACAGCACAGUCACUCCCUGGAUCUAUACUUGACAUUCUAACACUUAUAACAGAACAUAUCGGAGAGUGACCUGUCCGCAUGCCAGAAUAUGUAAUAACCAGCUCUACACACCCUAAAUGAAAAUGCCAAAUAGACACAGCACCUCAUUUUUAAUUUAAAUUAAGACUGAAUUACUCAAGCCUGAGGGAUCCAUCUACUGUCUUUGGAUGGCUAACUGAGGACUGUGACUAUAUUAGAUUUAGUUUGCAAAUUGGAUUUCUGAGACCAGAAUAUCCAAUACUUUCAAAGCCAAACUCUAGCAAUGUUUCAAAUUCGGAGUGUAAACAACAUUUGCAAUGACACUUCAAUAUAUGUUUACCUAGGAAAUGUGAAAUUGGCAAAUUUAGACAAAAGCACUAAUUGAAUUAUGGAAAUUCAAAUUAAACUGAAGUAUUCUGUGAUUUCAAAAUCAUUUUGUGAGAAAAAAAAAAAAAUUAUAAGGUCUUGUAUCCCAAAGUGGUUAAAUUUAUUCAUGUAAUGGCUGUGUUUUGCUAAUAAACGAUAAAUCGGUGGAUAAAACUCUUUUAUUGUAAAAUGGCUAACUCCUGGAGGAAGAUUGUAAAAACUACUAAUCAUUUGCUAGCAGAUUAAAUGUUUUGGCCUUAUAAAAAAAAUAAAUAGCCUUUACCCUUUUUUAGGA
Messenger RNA from Pimephales promelas (fathead minnow), 2026 nucleotides. RefSeq names its product solute carrier family 25 member 21 (gene slc25a21). The record is from RefSeq and is a predicted model, not a curated record. NCBI's taxonomy places the organism in Eukaryota, Metazoa, Chordata, Actinopteri, Cypriniformes, Leuciscidae.